Messenger RNA from Trichoderma reesei QM6a, 1941 nucleotides. RefSeq lists its product as uncharacterized. NCBI's taxonomy places the organism in Eukaryota, Fungi, Ascomycota, Sordariomycetes, Hypocreales, Hypocreaceae. The record is from RefSeq and is a predicted model, not a curated record. Gene Ontology annotation, molecular function: chromatin binding; protein binding. Gene Ontology annotation, biological process: synaptonemal complex assembly; mitotic sister chromatid cohesion; replication-born double-strand break repair via sister chromatid exchange. The transcript is spliced from 5 exons. Bases 1 to 1941 code for a protein of 646 amino acids. Gene Ontology annotation, cellular component: synaptonemal complex; cohesin complex.
AUGUUCUACAGUCACGAGAUCCUCAACAAUACCCAGUAUGGGGUUGCCACCAUCUGGCUGGUCGCCACUGUCGGCAAAGGCAACCAGAAGAGACUGACCAAAAAGGCGAUUCAAGAGGUCAAUGUUCCCAAAGCGUGCGAAAAGAUCUUGGACCCAGGCGCUCCCCUCGCCCUCCGCCUCCAGGGAAACCUGCUAUACGGAGUCUCCCGCGUGUUUGCUCACCAGUGCGCCUAUGUCCUCACGGACGCGGAAAAGACCCAGUCUGAUAUGGUGACUUUCUUUCGCAUCAUUCAAACAAGCGAGACCGAUCCACGAGCUGGAAAGACAAAGCGCCAGAACAUCAUGUUGGAGGACGACCCCAGCUUCGACCCCUUGGCUGCACUGCCAAACUUUGAUGUGCUGCGAUGGGACAAAGACCUGGUGCUGUAUCCAAGCCAGGGCUCUGCCAGCAACUUUUCCCAAAUGACACCGCUCGGCACUGCGAGUCAAGGCAGUUCCUCGCCGCGCCACCCUCCUGCACUCAUCAACCUCCAGCUGCCGCCUUCAUCGCAGUCUGCUGCAAGUGGCCGCAUUCCCUCAGACUUUGGCCACCUCAGCCCUCUGUUUAGCAAAUCAAUACACCUUCCUGACGACAUGGGUGAAUUCCAGCCGUUUGGAGAGGACGAGUUUCCGUCCCUUGGUCUCGAUUUCGACGGAGAAGGCAAUCUCAUUGGCCUUUUGGACACAGAGCCAGAGCUACCUCCUCUUCCUGUCGCCGCGACCCCAGUGGUUGGCCUAGGUCUCCAACGACAACAAGCAGCUGAGACAGCUGAAGCAGAAUCCGCCCAAGCAUCUGCCAGGAUGGCACGAUCCCGUCGGCCUGGCCUGAAUACCAUGCUAGACACGAGCAUCUCCAUUCCAAGUUCGGUAAUAAAGGAUUGGAGCAACAUCAAUAGAGAACAUCUCGCCACGAAACCCAAGCAACAAAGAACAAGCACAACUCCUGCUCAGGCAAAGAAGAAUGCAGUGGCACUUCUCUAUGAGUAUGGAGUUGCUCAUGUGGGAGCAUACCACCAGAAAGCCGGCUUGUUUCACCCGUUGGCCACCGAGUUCGCCGGCAUCUCGUUGAAGGCUCGUCUCCAGGGACAGGACCCAGAGGAAGUCGAGCUAAAUGAGCCUGCAAAGCGAGGUCGUCGACGCAAAUCAGACGAAGCAUUUGAGGGCGAGCAAGACGGCGGCAAUCGAAACACAAGGCCACGAACGGUUGAAGGUGUGGAGCUUGGACGAGGCGAUGAUCCCAAUGCUCACGACGAUACACACAUCAUGUUUGACGAUAACUCUAUGCCUGAGAUUGGAAUGGAAGCGGCACCGCCGAUGGAGGAUCGCCACUCUUCCUCGAUGAUGCCAUGGAGCCGACCUGGCUCUGCUGUCCCUGGUUCAUCUGUCCGAGGAAGCGCGCAGAAGCCCAAGGUUGCUCCAAGCCCUCUCUUCAAUCGCGGAAGCGCGGUGGGCGCCAUCGAUCGCCACAGCGACCCUGCCGAGCCGCUUUUCGGGGCCGACGACUUUGGUUCCCAAGACUCGUCUUUCCAAAUGGGCGGACCCGUUGGCCUUCUUGAGUUUGACCAAGGCAACGACACGCAGGCUUCGACUCAGGGUCUUGACCUGACCAGCCAGAACUUUCUGGGAUACGUCACGGAGCAGGCUGAAAAGACGGGAGUCACUCACAGUCGAGAUCCGCGAAACCGCCGCUGGAUCGAUUUCGAGGAGCUGGCUGACCCCAGCACUCAUACCAAAGCUAUUGCCGCCCAGGCGUUUCUUCAUGUGUUGUCCUUGGCGACGAAGAAUGUCAUCUCGGUUCACCAAGAUGGGGCGGCAGCCAUGCAACCAUUUGGGACUCUUCGAAUUGGAGUCAAGUCCGUCAAUGAGGGAGUGUACGCGGAGUCUGAUGAUGAGCUUGCCUGA